Spirodela intermedia is the source of this 3074-nucleotide messenger RNA. NCBI's taxonomy places the organism in Eukaryota, Viridiplantae, Streptophyta, Magnoliopsida, Alismatales, Araceae. The record is from the annotation of a GenBank genome assembly.
AUGGCGAUGAGAAAGGCCUUCUUUGCCCUCCCUCUUCUUGCUUUUCUGAUCCAGGGAUGUCUGUCGGCGGAUCCAGUCCUGAAUAGGGGCAGCUUCCCAAAGGGCUUCGUCUUCGGCACCGCAUCUUCGGCCUACCAGGUGGGUUGCCCUCCUCCUUCUUCCUCCUCCGGCAAGCCCAGAGAAAUCUCUGCGCUUCUCUCUAUCCUUCCUCUCCACCCACCACGCAUCAGAACCAUUAAAAAAACCUCACCACCUUCGGGGUUCCAGAGGAGAGAGACGAAUCCCACCAGCAACUUGUUGCUUGGCGUCGCCUCCGCUCCUCCUGGUCUCCAUGGGAAUCCCCACACCGCUGUCUUCUAGCGUGUGCACCUGCUGCUGGCUCGAGUUGGCCGUGACUCCAUGCGAUGUACUCACUCAUUUUCUCUCUAUUACGAUCUCUCUACACAGUACGAAGGCGCAGUGAAGGAAGACGGGCGAGGCCCCUCCGUCUGGGACAAAUACUCCCAUACCUUCGGUAACUAAGCUUCCUCUUUCACCUUACUUCAUUUACGUCUCGUGGGCUUGAUACCUCUCUCUCUCUCUCUCUCUCUCUCUCUCUCUCUCUCUCUCUCUAUUCUGUGCUGGUAGGCAAGGUAAUAGACUUUAGCAACGCCGACGUCGCGGUGGACCAGUACCAUCGCUUCGAGGUAAGAACCCCAACCCUAUCGCAGUGAGACGGGUUUUUUCGGGUUUCACCCUCUUGCCUUCGUCUUGAACUGGAGUUCUUCGACAGGAAGACAUCCAACUCAUGGCGAACAUGGGGAUGGACGCAUACCGGUUCUCCAUCUCGUGGUCUCGUAUCUACCCCAGUAAGCUCACUGGACGGCUCCCGCAUAGUCAAUUCCCAUCCUUUCCUUUUCUUUUCUUUUUUUUUACUAGAAAGCCUGAAAAUCUACUCUUGGGUAGAUGGGUCCGGUGCGGUCAACCAAGCCGGGGUAGACCACUACAACAGGUUCAUCAACGCUCUACUGGCCAAAGGUUAGAAACGGUGAAUACUGGUUCACGCCGCCGUCCGGGAGGCUCUGACUCUUCAACGGAUAUCUCAGGAAUACAGCCCUACGUGACCCUCUACCACUGGGACCUUCCACUCGCGUUAGAAGACAAGUACAAAGGCUGGCUCGACCGUCAGAUCAUGUAAAUAUCACUUCACAAAGAUCAUGGAUAGCAGCUUAUAUGAAUUAUCUCACCUUUGUCAUAUAUUUAUUGCAGAAGCGACUUUGCGAAUUACGCGGAGACGUGCUUUAGGGAGUUUGGCGAUAGGGUGAAGCAUUGGAUAACGUUCAACGAACCCCACACCUUCUCGAUACAGGGCUACGACGUCGGCCUCCACGCCCCCGGGCGCUGCUCCAUACUCCUCCUCCUCUUCUGCAGGGGCGGGAACUCGGCGACCGAGCCCUACAUCGUCGCACACAACGUACUCCUCUCUCAUGCAGCAGUCGCAGACAUCUACAGAACGAAGUACAAGGUGAGAGAGAGGGAGCGAGAGCGAGCGAGCGAGAGCGAGAGAGAGUGAGUGAGAGAGAGAGAGCGAGUGAGAGAGAGAGAGAGAGAGAGAGAGAGAGAGAGAGAGAGAGAGAGAGAGAGAGAGAGAGAGAGAGAGAGAGAGAGAGAGACAGAGAAGGUGUUGCAUCUGAUAAAUACUUUUUCCAAAAUUCUUCUAUGAUGAUAGUGUCCAUGCAUCCAGAUACACGCACACACACUCUGUCUUUAACUAAUAAUAAUUUACGUUGCAUCACUAUCAGCCAUUGCAAAAACUAUAACAAACGUGCCCUUUUCCAGGCGACACAGAACGGCUCUCUUGGGAUAGCGUUCGAUGUGAUGUGGUACGUGCCUUCUUCAAAUGCACCGGAGGACAUCGAGGCGACUCAGAGGGCCCAAGAUUUUCAACUCGGAUGGUGAUUCAACUCCGCAACUGCAUUACCCUUUUUAGCAAUUUCUCAUUGAUCAUGUUCUUCCUCAUUUUGCCCAUUCCUGCCGUUCAAAUGCUGGCUGGGAUCUAUCGAUCCGCAUAGUAAUUUUUCAGUGUGCAGGUUCAUGGAUCCGCUCUUCUUUGGGGAAUAUCCGAGCUCCAUGCGGACGAGCGUGGGCAGCAGGCUACCCAAGUUCAGUCCCCAAGAAGCUGCCUCCGUGAAGGGUUCUCUGGAUUUCGUGGGAAUAAACUAUUACACGACAUACUAUGCGAUGAAUGACAAGAGGAAGAUAGUCGGCGUUCUUCUCAACGAUUCCUUGGCCGAUUCGGGGGCAAUCACAGCGCGUAAGUUUUACCUGGCUGCUCUCCGACUCCACUUGGAACCCUCACCCUGAUCCUUAUCCUCUGCGUCAUUGCAGCCUUCAAGAAUGGAAGGCCCAUCGGAGACAAGGUAUCCUCCCCAUUCUAGGCCUUAAAGAUGCAUGUUUUAUGCGAGAAAUGGGCGUAAAUUUAUCGACUGAAUACCUCUCGGAUGUAGGCUUCCGCUAUAUGGUUGUACAUAGUGCCGGAAGGAUUGAGAAGCUUGAUGAACUACGUCAAAAGCAGAUAUGGCAGCCCGCCUAUCUUCAUCACGGAGAAUGGUAGCAGCCUCUCUCUCUCUCUCUCUCUCACUCUCUCUCUUUAUCUGUCCAUCUUGUUCUGUCUCACGCUCGAUAUUCACCAGGCAUGGAUGACCCGAAUAACCCUUUCACCUCGCUCAAAGACGCCUUGAAGGACGAGAAGCGGAUCUUCUACCACAGCACCCACCUCUCUAACUUGUCUGCUUCUAUUAGGUAACCAACCUCCCCCAUCCAGUGAACAGUAUCAGACUGUUCCAUCGGCUUUCUCAUUCCUCUGUGUUGACAUGUAAAUAUGCCGUUCAUGUUUCGUGUGUUGACUGACGUGCAGGGAGGAUGGAUGCGACGUGAGAGGGUACUUCGCGUGGUCACUGCUGGAUAAUUGGGAGUGGGCGGGGGGGUACACGUCCAGAUUCGGGCUGUACUUCGUUGACUAUCGUGACAAGCUGAAGAGAUAUCCCAAGAACUCCGUCCAGUGGUUCAAGAAAUUCCUAAUGCCCACCACAUGA